AUGAAAACAUCAGCUGUCGACGCGAAUAUUAGAUCCCUCAAUCGGACAUGGCUCUGUAAGGUUACGCAGGUCCUGAUCGACCAUUACCAAACCACACUUCAAGAGAAGCUGACCACCAUUCGUACCAAGUCUUUAUCAUCACCUGCCGUCGACCGCUUCGUUUCUCAUGCCCUGUCCUUGGCCCGUCGCUCCUAUGGGAAACGUCUCACUCAAGCUGUAAUCUCCAAAUUCUACCAAACAAUCAACGAAACAAAAACCAGAGUAACUAUAUCUCUACCAACUGAAAUGGACACUACACCUGCACCAUCUAGAGCCACCACGCUGCCGAACCAAACCCCUAAACGAGCCCGAAGUUCACCUACUCCUAGUCCAGCAGACAUAGGAAAACGCUCUCGUAGAGAGGGCACUCCCCUUCUCUUUUCACUUUCAGACUCGUCUUUCCCUUCCACACCAUCUGAAUCUUCACUACGUGAUCCAGGAUCCGCCAACCUUUCUUCCUUCUGUGCGUUUUUGGACCAGCAAACCACCCCUCAGUCUCCAUCCAAGUCGAGACGUGUAUCCAGACCUUCCCCCCCUCGAACCAGAUCCCAGUCCGUUCCCAAUGCUACAAUUCUAACAACUACCAAACCAGUACCAAUCACACCGUCGACAACCAUUAUAUCCGCUACCAAACCGUAUUAUCACCAAACCAAGGACAAAUCAUCAUGGAAGAAAGCACAACAGAACCUCAGCACUCUCAACAACAUGAUGAUGGAGUCCAGUAUCAACAGCGCAACAAUCUUACCACCCUACAAAGAAGAAUUCGAACCAGUUGAUAAUCUUCAUUGGUCUCCAGAAACAGCAAACAGCAUCUAUUUGUUUUGGAUACACCAGCUUCAAGCAUCGAGUCAGAAUAAGAACAGAAGAAAACCCAAAAUCAAGACCCUUAAUCCUAAUUUCUAA
Messenger RNA from Lottia gigantea (owl limpet), 942 nucleotides. RefSeq lists its product as hypothetical. Lineage: Eukaryota; Metazoa; Mollusca; Gastropoda; Lottiidae. Bases 1 to 942 code for a protein of 313 amino acids. The transcript has 2 exons. The record is from RefSeq and is a predicted model, not a curated record.